This is a messenger RNA of Drosophila grimshawi, 1943 nucleotides long. RefSeq names its product pre-mRNA-splicing factor Slu7 (gene Slu7). The transcript has 4 exons. The coding region runs from base 50 to 1810 and encodes 586 amino acids. Gene Ontology annotation, molecular function: pre-mRNA 3'-splice site binding. Gene Ontology annotation, cellular component: spliceosomal complex. The record is from RefSeq and is a predicted model, not a curated record. Gene Ontology annotation, biological process: mRNA splicing, via spliceosome. Lineage: Eukaryota; Metazoa; Arthropoda; Insecta; Diptera; Drosophilidae.
AAUAAAUAUAUUGUUAACAAACGUUAAAGAACGUUAAAUAAUUCACGCAAUGAGUUCGGGCGCUGUACGCACGCCUGUAUCGCAAAUAAUCCACACCAGGGACGAUCAAGAUGUGGAUGACGAGCCCAAGAAGAAGUCACGCGAGGAUUGGCGCAAGGCCAAGGAGCUGGAAGAGGCCCGAAAAGCGGGUACUGCACCAGCCGCCGUUGACGAGGAGGGUCGCGACAUAAAUCCACACAUACCGCAAUACAUUUCCAAUGCGCCCUGGUACUACGGCUCUCAGGGGCCCACGCUGAAACAUCAGCGCCCGCAGCACGAGGAUGAGCGUGGCCAAUUGGACAACAAGGCGCCCAAAGGGCUGGAUACCACGAAACUGGUGACCAAGUUUCGCAAGGGUGCCUGCGAGAAUUGUGGUGCCAUGACGCACAAGCGAAAGGAUUGUCUGGAAAGGCCGCGCAAGGUGCAAGCCAAGUACGCCGAGUCAAUUGUGGUGCAUGACGAGCACAUUGUGACGGAUGCAUCGAUUAACUACGAUGAGAAGCGGGAUCGCUGGAGUUCCUACGAUCCAGCCAAUCAUCGCGAAAUCAUCGAGGAAUAUGAAAAAGUGGAGGAAGCAAAGCGUCAGCUCAAAGCGGAAAAGUUGAAAAAUGAUCCCGAUGCUGAAAUCUCGGACGAGGAGGGCAACGAGGACAAAUACGUAGACGAGGUGGAUAUGCCGGGCACAAAAGUCGACUCCAAGCAGCGUAUUACCGUUCGUAAUUUGCGUAUACGAGAAGACACGGCAAAAUAUUUACGCAAUUUGGAUCCCAAUUCGGCUUACUAUGAUCCCAAGACACGCUCCAUGCGCGACAACCCCAAUCCAGCGGUACCAGAGGAGGAAGCGGAGUUUGCGGGUGAGAACUUUGUGCGCUUCUCUGGCGACACCACAGCGCAAGCCACGGCACAAUUAUUCGCAUGGGAGGCGCAUGGCAAGGGUGUUGAUGUCCAUUUGCUUGCCGAGCCCACAAAGCUGGAACUGCUGCAGAAAGAGUAUGAACAGAAAAAGGAGCAGUUCAAGUCGAGUACCAAAACGGACAUUGUGGAAAAGUAUGGCGGCGAUGAGCAUUUGAAGGUGCCACCGAAAUCCUUGCUGCUUGCACAGACCGAGGAGUAUGUGGAGUACUCGCGCAGUGGCAAGGUGAUCAAAGGUAUCGAGAAGCCCAAGGCACGUAGUAUUUAUGAGGAGGAUGUGUACAUCAAUAAUCACACCACCAUUUGGGGCAGCUAUUGGAAUGCCGGACGCUGGGGCUACAAGUGCUGCAAGUCCUUCAUCAAAAACUCAUAUUGUGUAGGCAUGCAAGAGCCGGAAGGCUAUGCGGAACAACAGCAGCAGCAGCAGCCGCAUCCGGCAACAUCUGGUGCUGCUGCAACCGCAUCCAUUGUGGAGCCAUUGGCAACAGUACAAGCAGCUGAAGAUGAUGUGAAACCUGCAUCUGGAUCCGAGGUGGACUCUGCGCCUAGUUCGGCAGACUCUUCUGAGGCUGAAGAGGAAGUGCAGCCGAGCAAAAAAUCAAAGAAAAAGUCCAAGAAGCGCGAAAAGAAAAAGAAGGCCAAGGAGCAGCGUAAAAACAAAAAGAAACACAAAGAGGCCAAGGAGCCCAGGGCAAAGGAGACGUCGUUGACUCGAUCCAAGCAGCUGCCCGAAGAAACUGAUGAUCGUAAGCGUCCAUACAACAGCAUGUACGAUGUCAAAGCACCCACCGAGGAGGAAAUCGAGGAAUGGAAGAAGAAACGCACGCGCACCGAUGAUCCAAUGCUUCAAUUCUUAUGAGCAAAUGUUCUCCACAUGAAAACAAAACAAAUAAAUAGGAAUAAGCGACGAAAUGCAAAUUAUAAUUGGAUUUUCAACAAUGACUUGACUUUGAUAUUUGAUAUAUAAUAAUGAUAUAUAAUGAUAUUAUCAA